AUGGGGAGCCCGUGCCGGCACCCCGACGCCGCCGGGGGCGCCCCCGCGGCCGAGGCGGUGGGGGUGCUGGAGUGGGUGGCGGCCGUGGGGUUGGGCGCUGCGGUCGCACGCGUGUGGAUCUUCGAGCGUGUCGCCGGUUCCUGGGCGGCUUUCGACCUCGGGAUGCGCUCGCCGGGGGCCGAGAAGUCCGCGGUGGAGGGCCAGGCCGUCCGCUGCCAGGACGCGAGUGGGCACGAUUCGCCCGGGCGCCAGAGGAUCGUCGAGUCGGAGCGGGGCCACGGGUUCGAGGAGAAGCUGAACCUGGCCGAGCGCCUGGUGUCUGGCCUAGCCGAGGAGAAGGAGCGCUGGACCCGGUCGGUCGGGGCCCUGCAGGACCUCCAGCUGAAGCUGAUUGGCAAUUGUCUGAUCUCCUCCGCGUUCGUGGGCUACAUCUCGCCGUUCUCGGCGGUCUUCCGGGAGGACCUCUGGAAGAACUCGUGGACCAAG
Prorocentrum cordatum is the source of this 486-nucleotide messenger RNA. NCBI's taxonomy places the organism in Eukaryota, Dinophyceae, Prorocentrales, Prorocentraceae. The record is from the annotation of a GenBank genome assembly.